UCGCCUUGCCCACCUGGCACCUUCCCUCUGACUGCCACCUUCCCCGUCCUCAGGAGUGACCCCCACGGCCUCUUCCCCUGGUGGGGUCCGUGUCCCCCUCUGGCUUGUCUGCUUGUCUCAGAGCUGCCGCGGAAGAUCUUGCCGUUGCCCGUGGCUCUCCUGACGCGAUGCCUGCAGCUUGUACCUCAUGCCCGUGUCCCACAGAUGGUUUGGAGGACAGUGGGUCUCUCUGGUGGCUCUCUGGGAACAAGGGUAAACAAGUCCCAUCACUGCCCUUUGUGGUCUGUCCCCAGGGUGACCGGGUGGACACAUACCGGGAGCUGGAGCAUGCCUUGCAGGGAGAGGAUGGCUGCUUGCCCGGUGGUGUUGUGAACCGCCUCAUAGCAGAGGCCUCGGGUGACCUGCGAGCAGCCCAGGGUGUGAUGGAUGAUGUGAAGAUGGCCGCCAGUGACUUCUUGGUGGCUCUGGCCCGCACCCACUUUUACUUCGUCAUGGCUGAGCUGCAGAGCCACCUGAAGGUGGUGGGGAAGGUCCCUGAUGAGGCUGUGCUCGUCACCUUGGGCAAGAUGGCUGGCAGCUAUGCCCUGCGCUGUGUCCCCUUCGCGGGAGCGACGCUGCUGGCCCUGCGCAGGACGCUGAGCCGGGCAGGGAGCGGCCGGACCCUGCGCAUCAUCUGCGGGGUUCUGGAGCGAUGGUCCAAGGGCAUCACCAUGUACUUGUGCAGCCAGAAACGACACCCCUUUCCUCAGAGCAGGGCAGCACAGCUCUGUGGAGACCUUUACCCGCUCUUCCAUCACGCAGUGGUAAAUUGGCUGGGCUGCAAGGAGGAACAGGAUAAUCGGGCUGUCCUGGGUGCGGUGGCUGCCAUGGUUGGUGUCCUUGUGUGUGAGGAGCGGCACUGCCAGUGUGCCCGGGAGCAGCUCCUCCAGCUCCUGCGCCAGCACCAGCGGGUCCAGGACACCUCCCGGGUCACCGAGGUGAGGACUCGUGCAGGGCCCGGCGUGGCUGAUCGGCGAGUCUGUGCCGGUGCCACACGGUGCUGGGGAGCUGUGGGGUGCCAGGGGAACUGGGAAGCUCUUAGAGAAGGAGCAGGGAGAGCAGAGGAGGCCUGA
This is a messenger RNA of Columba livia (rock pigeon), 1112 nucleotides long. Its product is annotated as maestro heat-like repeat-containing protein family member 2A. The record is from RefSeq and is a predicted model, not a curated record. The transcript is spliced from 5 exons. The coding region runs from base 168 to 1112 and encodes 314 amino acids. NCBI's taxonomy places the organism in Eukaryota, Metazoa, Chordata, Aves, Columbiformes, Columbidae. Gene Ontology annotation, cellular component: cytoplasm.